Messenger RNA from Mobula hypostoma (lesser devil ray), 1546 nucleotides. RefSeq names its product myc target 1a (gene myct1a). The record is from RefSeq and is a predicted model, not a curated record. Bases 116 to 706 code for a protein of 196 amino acids. The transcript has 2 exons. Gene Ontology annotation, cellular component: nucleoplasm. Lineage: Eukaryota; Metazoa; Chordata; Chondrichthyes; Myliobatiformes; Myliobatidae.
GGAUUUUUCAAAAAGAAACAUUUUAUUCUGUGAGAGAGGAGUGACCACCUCACAGCUGCUUGUCUUGUGCUCAGUUCUCGAGCUAUUUGGAGGGACCGUCUCCGUUAAGUUAACAAUGGUUUACAACAAUACUACAACCAUCUUACAGAUCCAGGAGAUACGGAACGCACUCAUGGAUGGGAUUGUCCUGUACUUCUGGGUGUCAGUCGUGAUUGGGAUUGUAAUUGGCGUCUUCAUCUGGAUCCUGCUGGCAGUCCUGUCCUGCCAGAAGCAGGCAAGUGCCACCAUCUCCCAGACCACAAGCCGCCGUUCCCGGACGUCUCCUCACAACGCGGUGCUGAUGCGGAGCAGCUUCUAUCGCAGCAACAGCUACGACAGGCACGGAGACAGCAACCUGCCCUUGGCGAGCACUCUCACGUUCCAACGUCAGUGGUCCCAGGACCACUCCGACAGCUAUGACAGGAAGCAGGUCUUCCGAGCCUCCACUUUCCACCCAUUUGCCCAGGAUCCACUGGCCGAUGAGCUGGGCGGGAUUCCAUCUUCCUCCGCCCCGCUCUGCACCGACACCUCUUCCAGCCUGAACUGCACCCUCAGCCCACAGGAGCACCACUGGUCGGAAGGCCGCAGCUAUGAUUGCCAUUCCUCACAGACCCCGCCACCUGCCUACAAGUUUGUCGUAGAACCAUCCAAGAGGACCCUAGCGUAACACCUUCUCGGCUAGCAAGGGAUGAGCAACCACAGCGCCCCCCAGUGCCCUGAUUGUGAACAUCAGGAAUCUGAAUCAGGAUCAAGUUUAAUAUGACAGGCUUAUGCCGUGAAAUUUGUUACUUUUUGGCAGCAGUGCAUUUCAAUACAUAAAAAAAACUAUAAAUUGCAAUAAGAAAUAUAUAUAUAUAUAAUUAAAUUAAAUAAGUAGUGCUAAAAAGAAAGAGCAAAUUAAAAUACAUACUGUUCAUUGUCCAUUCAGAAAUCUGAUGGCAGAGGGGAAAAAGCUGUUCCUAAAAUGUUGAAUGUAUGUCUUCAGGCUUCUGACCACCUCAUUGAGGCGAGGGCAUGUCCUGGGUGAUGGAUGCUGCCUUUUUAAGGCAUCGCCUUUUGAAGCUGUCCUCGAUGCUGGGGAGGCUCGUGUCCAUGAUGGAGCUGGCUGAGUUUACAACCUACUGCAGUCUUUUCCAAUUCUUUGCAGUGGCCCCUCCAUACCAGACGGUGAUGCAACCAGUUAGAAUGCUCUCCAAGGUACAUCAGUACAAGUUUGCAAGUCUCUGGUGAUAUACCCAGUCUCCUUAAAUGCCUAAUGAAAUGUAGCCACUGUAUUUCUCGUCAGAUUGUAGACGUUCUACUCAAUUGGUCUGGUCAGAAUGUACCACAGAAGAAUUGUGAAUAAAGCAACACUAAUAUGUUCAAAGGUCAAAGUUUAAAGUAAAUUUAUUUUCAAACUACAUGUAUAUCACCCAGGUACAACUCUGAGACUAAUUUUCUUGUGGGCAUUUACGGUAAAUAUGAGAAAGACAAUCGAAUCAAUGAAAGACCAAUAUGCAAAAAAACC